GUGGUUUCUGGGAUAAAUGAUGCACACACCUUGUUUUCCAGUGACCGGCAGUUAGUUAAAAAGAGGAGUGGGUUAAACCAAGUUCACACCAACAGCCGACAACAAAGGUUCCAAGCAAAAUGUGGCACAUAGCCCUCAUGCUAUUGGCUGCCAGCUCGUCGCUGAGCCUGGCCAGACCUCAUCUCCAACCACUGUCCAAUGAGAUGGUCAACUACAUCAAUAAGAUCAACACUACAUGGAAGGCUGGUCACAACUUCCAUAAUGUUGACUACAGUUAUGUCCAGAAACUCUGUGGUACGAUGCUGAAGGGACCUAAACUGCCAAUCAUGGUUCAGUAUGCCGGAGACCUGAAGCUGCCGAAAGAAUUUGACUCCAGAGAGCAGUGGCCCAACUGUCCCACUCUGAAGGAGAUCAGAGACCAGGGCUCCUGUGGAUCCUGUUGGGCGUUUGGUGCUGCAGAGGCUAUCUCCGACCGUGUGUGUAUCCACAGCAAUAGCAUGGUCAGUGUGGAGAUAUCCGCCGAGGAUCUGCUGACCUGUUGUGACACCUGUGGCAUGGGAUGUAAUGGUGGGUACCCCUCGUCUGCCUGGGACUUCUGGACCAAAGAGGGACUGGUCUCUGGAGGUCUCUUUGACUCCCACAUCGGUUGCCGGCCCUACACCAUCCCCCCCUGUGAGCACCAUGUGAAUGGUACCAGACCUCCCUGCACUGGAGAGGGUGGAGACACACCGAAGUGCAUCCUCAAGUGUGAUCCUGGAUACACGCCAAGCUACAAAGAGGACAAGCAUUAUGGUAAAACGUCUUACAGCGUGGAGGCAAAUGAGGAGCAGAUUCAGUAUGAGAUUUAUAAGAAUGGCCCAGUAGAGGGAGCCUUCAUCGUCUAUGAAGACUUUUUUUUUUACAACGCAGGUGUGUAUAAGCAUGUGUCUGGGUCUGCUUUGGGUGGCCACGCAUCAUCAGGCUGGGGGGCUGGGGAGGGGGUGCCCUACUACUGGCUCUGUGCCAACUCCUGGAACACUGACUGGGGUGAUAAUGGAUUCUUUAAAAUCCUGCGUGGAUCGGAUCACUGUGGUAUUGAGUCUGAGAUUGUGGCCGGCAUUCCCAAAUAAAACCUAAGGUUUUAAACUGCAGAGGCCAUUCCUUCAUCACUAGAGGGCGACACACUCCUGCUUUUAGUAGUUACGUUCAAAGCCCACAUAUGACCUUUCACACAUGGCAUGUGGUUUUCUUUCUACAGCAGACUCAAGAGCAACCUUCAUUUCAUGUAGGCUGAUUAGCAGAUGGGGUAUGACAGCAACUAUGUGCCUCAGCACAAAUCACCAUUGUUGAAUUUAAGGUGUUUUUUGUGAAUGAGCUGUUGUAAGGUCUUGUUCCUUUUUAUCUCUUACCUCUUAAAUCAAGAUCAAUCAAAAAGUCACACGAGAAGAAAAUGUAUUUUUAAGAAAUGCCUGUGUUUUUAAUUUCAUCUCGGGUGAUUUGAAGCAGACUGUCACUGUUGUAGAAAUGACUGAAUGUGUCUCCCUCACCUUUUUUUUUUUUUUUUUUUUCUUUUUUUUUUUUUUCUGCACUGGUAAAAAAAAAUAUUGGCCUUUUUAGCACAAUACAGAGAGAGGUAGGUUUGUUUGAACGUGUCUAAUUUUAAAUAAUCACGGCUUUCGUUUUGAAGGCCUUUUUUUAAAUUUUAAUUAUUUUAAUCUCAUUGCAAAUGCUACUAUAUGUCUGAUUGUCCUCCUUGUAAUGGGUGCCUGGUAAUGUUUUUAAACUUUAUUGUCAAAUGAAGAAUUCAACUUUUUUUUUUUUUUUUUUUUUUUUUUUAAAUAUGGUUGGAAAUGAGAUGGGGCUGUCUCUAUUGACUGCCUGUAUUAAUCAAAUAUGUUGGCAAGUUAGUUAUGUUUUUAAUUAAAUAAACCUUCUUUGGUUCCUAAUAUUGGGUUAUUACUCUCAAAUGUGCAUGCCGGCAUCAGUUAUGUAGCAUUUUAUCUGGCAGAUGUGAAGCCUCUCACAACUGAUGGGAUUGCCUCAGCAAGAAAACGUGGGUCAAGAUGUGAUAAAUGAGUAGAUGUGAGUCAAAACUAUUCUGAUGGUAGUUGAUAAACUUUGUUGGUUUCUGUUGUAUUUAAAUUUUUCAUCCAAACUGGGCAACAAACCGAGACUUUGACUCACAGUACAUGGAUGGUAUUUUGUGACAAACAUUCAUCAUAGAGCAAAGUUAGCAAAUUGUUUGCUAUAUGCAGUGGUUGAAGGAGUACUCACCUCUUUUUUGCUGAGGUAAAAGUAGCAAUACAAGUGUAUAGCAAUGCUCUGUUACAAGUAAAAGCCAUACAAAAUUUUAAAGGAAAAGUACAAAAGUAUGGGCAUCAAUAUGCUUUGCUCCGAAAAAGGCAAUUACUUAAUGUAUAUUGUAUAACUGGAUUAUAAUUAUUGAUGCAUCAAUGUGUACAUCACUUUAAUGUGGAAGCUGCUAAAUAGGGGCUAAUAUUAAUUACAUUAUCUACUGCCAGGUAGCUUGUGAAUUUUCCCUGAUGAUCAAAGUCUUAUUUUAAUUAAUAAUACAUCAUAAUUAAUGUGUCAGUUAUAUUUUGUAUUAUUAAACUGAAUCUGAAAAGUAACUUGUAAAUAAAGUUAUC
Molecule: messenger RNA, 2627 nt
Organism: Xiphias gladius (swordfish)
Lineage: Eukaryota; Metazoa; Chordata; Actinopteri; Istiophoriformes; Xiphiidae
Gene: ctsba
Product: cathepsin Ba
Biological process (GO): regulation of catalytic activity
Cellular component (GO): lysosome
Molecular function (GO): cysteine-type endopeptidase activity
Source: RefSeq, a predicted model, not a curated record